AAGCAGAGCGAAAAUCUCAAUCUUAACCCCCAAUUUUCAUCGAGAGAGAUAGUGUGUGUGAGUAGCACAGAGAAAUGGAAGGAUCAGGAAAAGCAAAAGCAACAGCAACAGCAACAGGGUGUUACAAAUGUGGCAAACCAGGUCACUGGUCACGUGACUGUCCUUUCUCCCUCCCCAAUUCAAACCCUAACACUAACACCAACGCCGAUCCUCCUCCUCCUCCCACCUCUUCUUUCAAGCCUAGAUCCGCCAUCGAUAAGCCCAAAAAGCUCCCACGUACCCGCCCCAAACUCACACCCGAUCUUCUUCUCUCCGACGACGGCCUCGGUUACGUUCUUCGCUAUUUUCCUCGCAACUUCAAAUACCACGGUCGCGGCCACGAGGUUCGUGAUCUGGGUAACCUGAUUGAUUUAUACUCCGAUUGGCACUCUCGUUUGCUCCCUUAUUACCCCUUCAAUCAAUUUGUUCACAAAGUCGAAAAAGUUGCUGCUACAAAGCGUGUUAAGACUUGUCUAAGAGAAUUGAGAGAAAGAGUUGCAAAUGGUGGGGAUCCCACAAAAUUGCGUGAACCGCCAGUUGUGCAGGACAUUCAAGAUGAUGAACAAGGAAAUGGGGAAGCAAGUCAUCUAGAGAAUGAGUUGUUUCCAGAACCUGAAAAUGUGAAUGACAUUCAAGAAGACAUGUUCAAUGAUAUAUUCAAUAAAGCUACUGAAGAACCCUCUGAGCCCAUGCAAAAUGUGAUUAGUGCAAGUACAGAUCCCAUAAGUAGCGCGAUUGAAAAGACAUCAAAUGAAGUCCCAAAUAGUGGAGCCAGUCUGUCCAUCAAAGCUGAGAUAACAGCAGAGCAGAGAGCCCGUAUGGAAGCAAAUAGGUUGAAGGCACUAGAAAGGCGUGCAGCUCGAGCCAACAUAUCACAGUCUUCCUAGCUUUGACAUUAAAUGUAAAUGAAUAGAUUAUCAUUGUCAGUCUCUCACUACUGGUUUAGUUUACUCUAAAUCCCAUGAUUGAAUAUUUGACUUAUGAUGGUCUGUUGGAUGAUUGUUUUCUUAUAUGAUUCAUUGCAAUCUCAAAGAUUGGCAUGUCGCAAAAGCAAGCGGUUUGGUGAUA
Cicer arietinum (chickpea) is the source of this 1107-nucleotide messenger RNA. RefSeq lists its product as uncharacterized. The record is from RefSeq and is a predicted model, not a curated record. Gene Ontology annotation, cellular component: nucleus; replication fork protection complex. Gene Ontology annotation, biological process: replication fork processing; DNA damage response; replication fork arrest. Lineage: Eukaryota; Viridiplantae; Streptophyta; Magnoliopsida; Fabales; Fabaceae. Gene Ontology annotation, molecular function: DNA binding; zinc ion binding.